GGAAACCCCUAACUGCUCCAGCUCAACCAACUCAACCUUUUUCUCCCUCCCUUUUCGCUCACACCCUUCGGACGUGUGCACGCUUGGGACAAGAAUGGCAGCAUCAUCCGUACAGAAAACAAACAGGCCACUCAAAAUGUUGCCGUUUGCAUUGCUUCUCAUCGCCUCCUUCUUAAAUGGAGGAGUCACAGCACAGGAUCCAGACGUUGUAACAGGGACGGCGGCGCCUGUGUUAUCAAUGGAGUUCGUACGAGGAGACAGGGAUCCAAUGACAUCAGAAGCUACUGAGUCAGGGGAUCCACAGGUCCAGGUUUUCCCUAGUCUAUCUCCAGUGAGUGAAGCGACUACGCCAGCAGCAGCAACACCGGCAGCUACACCAGAAGCCAUCGACAGUAACGACAGCAGCCAUGUAGAUACAGAUAAGUCAACAGACGAUACACCGGAGUUUACGGUUGAGGAACAUACUGAGACGCCCAAAACUGAGGAACCAGAGACCCCAGCACAUGUGCCUGCCAGAGGGGACGGCCCCGACAAUGUACCACAGCCGGUGCCCAAGGAAGAUGUUGUCUGUGUCAGCAAAGAGGCGGUCGAGGACAAAAACUCUGUCAGUCUAAAACUCAAGGCCGCCUCCAACUGUGAAGACACAAAAAAGAAGAUUGAAAGUGUUCUGCAGGAGCUGUGUGGUGAAGACUGUAAGCUAGAGAUCUACCAGGAGGACAACACAGACGAAAUCAUUGUAUCUGGGAAAUAUGUUGAAGAUGACGUUGCAGGCAUGGCUGAGAAGUUCAACAAUGACAACAUCAAAGACAUGACGGAUGUGGAGGAGGCUAGUCCUCGUUGGGGGAAGAGCUCUAAGCUGGUUCUGGUUUCCUUGCUGCUGGCUGGCCUGUUGCUGGCUGCUCUGCUGGUAGCCGGUUACUACCUCAAGACCCAUCGCAAGAACUCUAAAGGAGUCAGACUGGCUGAUACCUUCCAAGUGGAUGAGGAGAACCAGGCUAACACCCUGGUGUCAGUGGCCCCUCUACCCCAGGAGCCUGUCGACAAGCCCACCACCAAUGGGGAGUCUCCACCAGAAAAUGGGACCAACCCCGGACCCACCACUAACGGACACUCUGCCACCCAGACCCCGGUGGCUGACACGGAGAUGUGAAUCUCGACACCCAUGACAUCCUGUUCUACCCAUCACCCACCAGGACACACUACCCACAAGCCCCUCUGCUGCCUCAGAGACUGUCAACACUGACACAAUUCAACAAGAAUCCACCAAUUACAUUCACCUCCCCUCUUCCGCACUGCAAAUCUCAAGACAAUGAUGACAACAAUGAUGAAGCUCAUGACUAUGAUGACGAUAUUGACAAUGCCUGUAAUGUGAAAAGUUAGGGAUCACUGGCCUUUGCUGGUGUCAAGAGGAGCCUACAUACGCUGUGUUUGGGACUGAGGCUGCUCAGCAGGGAGCUGACUGGGAUUUGUUAACUGCCCUGACUUCCAUCUAGUUGUACAAUCAUUGUAGAAAACCCAAAUAAUGCCAAAUAUGUGCUGUUGAUUCCCAACAAAGAAGGAGCCAAUGCUCUAUUGUGUUAAUGCUCAAAUGUGGUGCAAUGAAACCAAUGAAGCCAGGCAGUUGAAUGAAGACCAGCUUUUGUACAGUUUUUAAAAAGGACUGAUGCUCACUGCUGGAUUGUUGUUUUUUGGAUUUGUUCUUUUUCAGGAAAUGAUGUUUUCUUUUCCUUUCUAUUUGCCUCGACCUUGUUAAGACCUUUAAAGUGUGACAUGGGCAAAAAAGUGAAAGAAAAAACAUAAAUGUUCUAUUUACUGAAAGUUUUCUAUAUUUUCUCACAGAUUGUCAAACUGAAAAAGUGUUACAAAUACAACUGCUAUUUUUGUAAAAGGAAUUUCUUGUUACCGUUCUUAACCAUUCUUUAAGUAUUAGCAAUGUACAAAAUAGAUAAAUGAGACGGCAAGCAUAUUCUUUGGUUUUAGUGAUGAUUAAAUAAUGCUACAAAGUUAUUCAUAACAUGGAAUUGUCAGCAGAAGGCUAUUAGUAUUUGCUUCAAUGCUUUAACUGAUAAGCAUAAUUAACAACAUGACGUUUAAUUGGUCCAAAUUUAAUUGGGAACGUUCGGAAAGUACAUUUCUAUUUUUGUGAUAUUGUGGUGAUUUCAUGAUGACAUUAGUGUACAGUUUUAGUUUUUCUAUGACACAUCGAAAGUUUACUCUCACUAUUGUCUUUCUGAAUGAGAAGGAGCAGCAGCAUUUUGAAAUUCAGAGAAAAAGGGAAAAACACAGAAAAACUAACUUUUAAAGAGUUUUAAAGUUGUGAAACUGAUAUAUGAAACUGCCAUUACAUUGUGACACAACAUAAAGCAGGUUCAGCAUUCCCGAGUUAGACUUUAUCUCCUUGUUGAUAUUAAACAUCUGUGGUACACAUUUUUUAGCUUCUCUAUGGAACAACUGGCUGCUUUCGUAAUGUACUGCAUGUGUAAAUAAGCCUGCUUUCUAUGUUAGUAUUACUUGUGCCUGACUCAUAAACUGUGAUUGUUGACAAUA
This is a messenger RNA of Trematomus bernacchii (emerald rockcod), 2547 nucleotides long. Its product is annotated as hematopoietic progenitor cell antigen CD34. The record is from RefSeq and is a predicted model, not a curated record. The coding region runs from base 95 to 1150 and encodes 351 amino acids. Gene Ontology annotation, cellular component: membrane. Gene Ontology annotation, biological process: cell adhesion. The transcript is spliced from 8 exons. Lineage: Eukaryota; Metazoa; Chordata; Actinopteri; Perciformes; Nototheniidae.